AUGGUCAAGCUGCUGCCGCCCUCGUUCCAGCCCCGGCGGCCCUCGAGCUUCCUGCGCUACGCCGCCUUCGUCGUCUUCGUCGUUGCCCUCUUCUACUACUUCGACCCGAGAUACCCACGAGCAGCAUCGACACAGCUCCCCCCCUUGGACAAGCCCGAGCAGACGCCCCAGAGCCCUGGCCCCGUCGUCCCGCCCCCCGUCCACGCCGCCGACGGCGCCGAGAAGCCCAUCCCCCUCCCCGAGUCGACGCCGGUACCACCGUCCAAGUACACCCCGGAAGAUCCAAAAUACACCGACAACGACAGCGACAAUGCCUCCCCCUCCUCAUCGUCUAAAGAGCACCCCAUCGAUACUCUCAUCCGCGACGCGGACGACACAUUCCGCAACAUGCUGGCAAAGGAGUCCAAGACCCUGACCGCCGCCGCAAAGGCCUACCGCGACCGCCGUGGCCGCCACCCGCCCCCCGGCUUCGACGCCUGGUUCCAGUUCGCCCAGGACCGCCGCGCCGUCAUCGUCGAGGACUUCUUCGACCAGAUCUACCACGACCUGCAGCCCUUCUGGGGCGUCGAGCCCUCGCGCAUCCGCAAGGAGGCCGCCGAGUGGGAGAUGGUCAUCCAGGUCCGCAAGGGCCGCGCCACCCGCAUCAGCGAGUGGUUCUGGACCGUCCACUGGACCAACAUGCUCCAGACCAUCGAGCACCUGCUGCCGGACAUGGACAUCGCCCUGAACCCCAUGGACGAGCCGCGCAUGGUCGUGCCUUACGAGGACAUGGAGCAGUACCUGCGCGAUGCCGCCCUGACCCACACCAUGCCCGAACCCAAAAACGUCAUGAACACAUUCCAGGCCCUGCCCAGCAACAAAAAGGAGCUUGACCGGAACGUCAAGGUUCAGAGCAAGCACUGGGACAAAGUAACGAAACAAUUCUGGCUCAUCGCCCGCCGCGGCUGCCCCCCGGACAGCCCCGCCCGCCUGGCCAAGACGCAAACCACGUUCGACCGCCCACCGGCCAUCUCCAACAAGUACGCCAAGCCGCACAUGCGCGACGGCUACGUCGCCAACUACACCCUCUCGACCCAGCUAUGCCACCAGCCCGACCUACAGGGCCUCAACGGCAUCUUCAUCGAGCCCCUCAGCACCUCGGCCACCCCCGUGCUGUUCCCCAUUUUCGGCGGCUCCAAGCUGGCCGUCAACAACGAGAUUCUUCUGCCCGCCGCCAUGUACUGGACCGAGGAGGAGCGCUUCACUGGCGGCGGCCAACACGGCGGGCCCUGGGCCAAGAAGAAGGACGCAGUGCUCUGGCGCGGCGUCGCCACGGGCGGCCGCAACCGCGAAACCAACUGGCCCGGCUUCCAGCGGCACCGCUUCGUCGCCAUGAACAACGCCACCAAGAUCGCCGCCGCCGAGGAGGACAACGAGGGCGGCGGGGCGGCGGACACCGUCAUCAACUUCUCGCUGCCAGACAAGCUGUACAACAUCGCGGCGCAGGCCGUCGGCGGGCUCAGCGAUUGGGUGCGGUCGUGGGCCAACGUCGGCUUCACGGACCUCAUGUGCGAGCCAGAGGGCGAGGCCGGUUUGUGCAACUACACAAGCCCUUACUACAACCUCACCGAAGGCGUCAAGCUUGCCAAGAUGUACGACGCGAAAUACCUGCCCGAUAUCGACGGCAACAGCUUCUCGGGCCGGUACCUCGCGUUCCUCGGCAGCACGAGCCUGCCGAUCAAGGCAACGCUGUGGCGCGAGUGGCAUGACAGCCGCCUCGUCGCGUGGAAACACUUCGUGCCGAUGGACAACCGCUUCGGCGACUACUACGGCAUCAUGGACUAUUUCCUGGGGUACGGCGAUGAGAGGCCCGGGCACGAUGCCGAGGCGGAGCGGAUCGCCGCGGACGGCAAGGCGUGGGCGGAGAAGGCGCUGCGCAAGGAGGACAUGCAGAUCUACACACUGCGGCUGCUGCUCGAGUACGCGCGCGUGACGGAUGAGAGGCGCGAGCGGAUGGGCUGGGUGGACGAUUUACUGGCGGCACAGACGUCGAGUUGA
Molecule: messenger RNA, 2037 nt
Organism: Colletotrichum higginsianum IMI 349063
Lineage: Eukaryota; Fungi; Ascomycota; Sordariomycetes; Glomerellales; Glomerellaceae
Product: Capsular associated protein
Exons: 2
Coding region: 1-2037 (678 amino acids)
Source: RefSeq, a predicted model, not a curated record